Molecule: messenger RNA, 5797 nt
Organism: Mugil cephalus (flathead mullet)
Lineage: Eukaryota; Metazoa; Chordata; Actinopteri; Mugiliformes; Mugilidae
Gene: rapgef5a
Product: Rap guanine nucleotide exchange factor (GEF) 5a
Exons: 26
Coding region: 371-3049 (892 amino acids)
Biological process (GO): Ras protein signal transduction; positive regulation of GTPase activity
Cellular component (GO): plasma membrane
Molecular function (GO): guanyl-nucleotide exchange factor activity
Source: RefSeq, a predicted model, not a curated record
GCCCCAACAUGGAUGUAUUUAGGACUGAGAGGUGGUGGAGGUGAUGCAACGUUUCUGUGCACCUGUGACCCCCCACCCCUCCCCUCUCUUCUCCUCGUCUCCCACACACAAGCACACACACGCUCGCGCAUCAACCUGGUGCUACUCCUGAGAGGAGUAGGACGCGCGAGCCAUUUGGGUGGAGCAGCGGCGUCGCGUGCUGCGGAAUAGCGCGCGGUUUGGUUGCAGAUGCGGGUCGCCGAGAGUAAGCGCGAGGCGGGGGGAAAUGGCGAACGGGCGCGGGCGGCGGUGCGCCUUGUGAGGAGGACACAGUAGACCCCGGGAGCGCACGCAGGCAGGCAGCUCGAGGAGGACACGCAGGAGAAGAACCAUGGACGACUCGGAGCCCGCAGAGGACGGCUUGCUCGCGGGCUUGCGGUGGAACAGGAGCGCAAGGGACCAGGCUCAGCUCAAACACAAAAUCCGGGACCUACCGGGGCUACUCAAGCACGGGCUGCACCUGCGGAAGAAGAGCCAAUCACCUGACACCAUCCCUGGACCAAGCACUGGACCUGCAGUACACAAGUCUUGUUCCCAGAGUUUUCCAUGUGCCGGUCGCUCUGUGAGGAACGCCUUCCUCUCUCACGGACCGUACCCAGCUAAAGACAAGAUACACCUGGCCAGAAUCAUACGGCGUAGCUAUGUGGGGGUGGAGCUGGUGCAGUGGCUGUGCGAGCAGUGCGUGUACGUGCGCUGUCGGACGACCGCUGUGCGUGUCUGGCAGGUGCUGCUGGAGCUGGGAGUCCUGCUGUCUGUCGACCAGUGGGUGGUAUUUUCGGACUCCAACUCUUAUUACCAGUUCAGCUUUGAGGAGUGCGACUCCGCCUCCUGCGAGUUUCGCUCCAAUGAAGGGGAGUGGCCCGAGGCUGUUAAGCUCCUCCUACAACUCGCCCCAUACGUCCAGUUUCGCUCUGGGGGUGGAGCCAAUAGCCCGUCUGAUGAAGACUCUGAGGGCAACAGGGACGUCUGCAGCGAGAUCCUUCAGAUGAAAGCUCUCGAGAGGCUCACUUCCACGGUACAAAGUGAACUGGCGGCUGCUCUCGCUCGUAAGACUCGCAAAGCUUUAUCAGAGCAGGACUCUGAGACAACAGAGACGAGGCACCAGGAGCCGAGCACGCCCAGCGAGGAGAGCAGUCCGCUGGGCGGAGUGUGCACUUUGCGGGACGGCGGAGGCAGCGGCGGCGGAGGGAUGGGGACCGUGUGCGGCCGCGAGGAGCUAACCAGCCGACUGGGGCUGGAGGCAGUUCAGCGUCUGGCCAAGGACGGCUGCCGGCUCCUGCAGAACCACAACUACCGUCUACCCGACAGGAACCAGGCGGAGGCGUUGGGGAGGGUUUGCCUGAAGGAGAGAGGACGGGACGUGUUGGUGUUGCAGCGCGUGACAUCAUCGGUCACGUCGCCGUCCGAUCGGCCCUCGCCCACGUCGUCAGGGGGCGGGUCCAGAGACGAGGAUACCGACAAGAGGUAUGUGGUGGUGUCGGGAACGCCACUCAAGAUCUUGGAACAUCUGCUAAGUGACCUGCGACUGGACGACCAAAGAGGCGCACCGGAAAACAGGGAGAGCGAAAUGCUCCUGGACGACUUCCUGUUGACCUACCUGGUGUUCAUGUCCACUCAUGACCUCUGCCAGGCUCUACUGGGACACUAUAGCAGCGCUCGCUGCAGGGGCCAGGAGGAGGGCAAAGACGCCCUCUUCAGGAAGCGUAAGGUACUGCAGCUGGUCUCACACUGGAGCAGACUUUACAAGGACUUCCUCAAAGAAGAGGAGCAUGUCAGGAGCUUCAUGAAGACUCUGUACAGGUGUGUCUUAGAAGAUCUGUACGAGUUCCCCACAUUGGAGAAAGACCUGAAGGAGUUUCAGAAACUUCUGCGUCGCAGACAUACGGUGGAUGACUGCCCUCCAAACCAAAAGAGCAAACAGAUGUAUCAGCAGCUGAGUUUGAAGGAAAACUGUUUGCAGUUCCGCAGCCCACAGACUGACACCAGAGAGGUUAUUUGCUGUGUGUAUGUGAGUGCUGAUUCCUACCUGAGCAUCCACACGAACCCCUCGUUGGAGGCCCACGAGCUGCUGAGGAUUGUAGGUCUGAAGAUGGACAGAGCAGAGGAAGACAUGGUGCUCGCUGUGGUGUCGCACACUGGAGAGCGGAGGAUGUUACAACCCAGUGACUGUGUUUAUUCCGAGUCUCUGACCCCACAGGGAAAGCUUGUGGCCUGUCGCAGGGAUCUCAAUGAGAUCUUGCCUCCCCUAACAGACAGUGCGGAGCUGAGCAGGAGGCCGGUUCGGCUCCUGGGCAUCAACACCUGGGAUGUUGCCGCUGCUCUCACGCACCUGGACUGGAGCCUUUUUAAAUCCAUCCACGAGCAGGAGCUGGUGUACUACACCCUCAGCCGCGCUCCUGGCUCUGGCCACACGGCAGCGCUCUCAGUUCUGCUGCAGCGUUGCAAUGAAGUCCAGCAGUGGGUCAUGUCCGAGGUGCUCAUGUGUGUAUCCCUCAACAAGAGGGUGCAGCUGCUCAAGAAGUUCAUCAAGAUCGCAGCCCACUGUAAAGCCCAAAGAAAUCUGAACUCUGCAUUCGCCAUCAUCAUGGGUCUCAACACCGCAGCUGUCAGCCGACUCAACCAGACGUGGGAGAAAUGUCCAGGGAAGUUCAAGAAGCUUUUUUCAGAGCUGGAGCUCAUCACGGAUCCGUCUCUGAACCACAAAGCCUACAGAGAGGCCUUCAAGAGGAUGAAACCUCCCAAGAUCCCUUUCAUGCCUCUUCUCCUAAAAGAUAUCACUUUUAUCCAUGAGGGAAAUAAGACCUUCCAUGACAACCUGGUCAAUUUUGAGAAGCUGCACAUGAUCGCAGACACGGUGAGAAUGAUUCGCCACUGCCAAAGCGACCAACAGGGCAACGAGGUGAUCGGGGUCGACAGUGCGGAGGUGAGGGCGAGCGUUCAGUACCUGCACAUUAUCGACAAUCAGCAGACACUUUUCGAACUGUCGCACAAACUGGAGCCACGCGCCUGAACGCGCGCACACGAGCGCAGACACAAUUGGACACAGCGGAGGAGCUGACGCCGCGUGACAUGGAGGACACUUUGUACAGCGAAAUGUCACACACUCGCACGUACGCUGCAGCAACAUCACGCGACCAGCGUUGGUGCCAAAUGGACAAUAAGUUGUGCACUGAUAAAACUGGUGGAGACACAGAGCUGCACUCAGUUUGCUCUUUAACGUGUAUUUACAAAGGAUUUCUAGAACUGCAGCGAGAUGGAGUUUUGCCAAACUGAGACUGAGAGCAGAGACGGUUGUAACUAAUUUGUACAGUAUCUAUUGGACUGAAUGUGUUUCGUUCUUGUGAUCAGUCUUUGGUUAUUUAUGAGCCUGUUCUGCAGGUAGAAUGUUCCUUUAGCUCUCGUCACCGACGAGGACUUGAUGGCAUCGUUUCAGUCACGGGCACAAAAACAUCUGUAGAGAGGUUUUGAUUCGUUUCUAGCAUUUAGGACAGAGUGGUCCGAUAUGAUUUCAUGCUUAGGUCUGCAUCGAGCAGAUCUGUGAAGGAAACGUUGAGGGUUUCGCUGACUGACUUAGACAUUUAAACACGUGUUCUCUCCUGAACAUUUCAGAGUUUGAAAGCUGUAACUGAAUAAUGAACAGCUUUAGCCAAACGUGCACUCUUCUCUUCUCUAGGAUGUUUUUGUGUGAAUAGAUACUAAUAAUUUUACAUUGUGUAUAUAAUAUGGACCUAUAUGUUUCUCAGUGCCAAACGUCACUCACGUUGGUUCUUGCGGCACAGGUGCACUGUGGAGGAAUCAGUGUCUUUUUUGCACAGGAUUGCAUUUCGUUGAGCGAAGCCCUGCUACGACGCCCGGUCCCUGUUCACGUAAAGCUGAUCGGACGCCUCUCAGAGAAGCUUUCUAACAUCAAGCCGACUGAGUUCAGGGUUUUGUCAUUGGAUCCCACAUACUUGUGCUUUCCUGUGCUAUGAUAACCAUAGCCACAGCAUAGAUUUAUUUUUUUCUUUUUGAUUUAUUUUUUUAAUCCUCAGAGGUUUGUUUGUGUUUACACAGAAUGUGAAUUAACAGCUUUAUUCCAUAAAAUCUAAAUUAUUAGGAUUUAUUCUUACUGACUGAAAAAUCCAUUCAUUCUGAGGUGGUAUCAUGUAAACUGUGAGAACCAACACAGGGUGUCAACGGAGUAAUUUAAGCACAAGCACUCAGACUUCCUCUGCUGGAAGAUAUUCAUCCCUAAAUCACUUGGCACAUUAACUAUAGUUCGCUAAAAGAAAUAUUCUUUCAGAUUGUGGCGACAUCUUCUCGUUGAUGCAGCCAUAUCAUGUGAAAAUCAUGUUUUCAAAUCACUGAGUUGGUCUUAUUAAUCAAAUUCAGCAAGUCCCCCAGGAAAGAAAUGCAACAUGGCGUCGUUAUGACAGUGUUGAUGAUGAUACUUACAAUUUAAAACAAGAAAGCCUUGUUUUUUUUCCCUCUGUAUCUUUUCAUUCUUUGUCAGUCGUUUCAGUCGCACAUUUCUGCUCAACCGGAGGAAUCAUCUGAACAUAUGCCGAUGCGUAUUUUGCGUUGUUUAGAUAAGUCAUGGGGGAGGCAGGGAUGGGAGUGAAGUGCAAUAUAGUAGAAAUGUUGUCAUCAUUUCAACACUAAACCUUUCAGAGCAAGCAGCUGCUUUCUCCUGCAGAUCAGGAUGGAUCAAAUGGACGAAAGAUAACCUGCCUUUUUGAAAACUUUUCCUUUGGUUCAUUGCAAGAAAGCAAACGUAGUCACUCUUGAGUUUCGUGUUAUUAGCAGCUUCUCACUUUGCAUUAAAAAAGAGAAAUAAGACACUUUUAGCUUGUGUCUAAAAGUCUCCAUUAAACAAAUGUUGACAGACUGGUUGUGCUUUUUGCUAACAUUAGCCGUCGUUCGCUACUGUUCAGACCGAGUGAUCCUGUCUCAACAGCAUCUGAGUGCAAUGAAUUAAAGGAAUUAUUAUUUCUGAAUUCAGAUGUUCAUUCGUAUCAGGACCCCUGUGUUGUUUCUUCUCUUUUUAAAGAUGCUUUUCGUGAAAUUCUUUAACUGCUAGGACCAUGAUCUGCUUGUUAUUUGGUGUCAUGCGAAGGCCUUGCGGUUGUUAUUUUCACUAUUAACCUGUACAUGACGCACACACACAAACACACACCUCUGCUCACUGUGUUCAAAGAGCAGAAUUAUUGUUAUAUUAGUUAUUUAUUGUAAUAUAUUGUUUAUUUAUAUAUUCCAGAGGUGACAACAUGUCUCCGUUUCUGUGCCAUGUUCAGAGGUUCAACACAUUUGUGGUUUAAAGCCGGAAUGUAAAAGUACUUGUCGUUAUGUUUUGUGGCCACUUGAGGGCAGCAGAGGAGCAGGUCGGUCUGUUGACGCUGCAGAGAGGAAACCAACAGGAGGCUGUAUUUAGCGUCCACUGUCACGAGUGUGUUUUUUUAAAGUAAUGUUGUUUAAAGCCUGUUUGCAUGAAACAAAAAAACACAAAGUUCACAAUGCAAGAGGGGACAUGUUGAAGGCUUUGUACUAUUGUAAUAUUGUUGAUGUGUAAAUAUAUGCCUACGUUUGGUAUGUUGUUAUUAUUUAUCUGUUGUAAAUGGAAGAAGAAAAAGAAAAAAGUCAACCACAAAGCAAUACGUCUCCCUUUGUGUCCCCUCGACCUUUGGACAGCUGAAGUCACACGUCUUUUCUAAAGCUGCGUUUUACUAUGUCAGAAUUUUACUGAAUAAAUUAAUAAAUUAUAGGUUUUAUGUGACAACUU